AUGUCUGAGCCAUUCUCGGACAGAGAAAAGUCCAGGAUGGGACUGGUUGUGCACUCUUCUCGUCCUUCCAUGCCGUUCAUUGAGGAAGACUCCGAGAUCAAGUCCGAAGUCAAAACUGAGGAUAGCGAGCGCCAAUCACCUCUAUUCGAGCCACAGGAUGUGUUAAAGAGAAGCAUCGAGGAUGAACCUCUGGAAGUCAAGAGACCAAAGCUGUCUACUGAUUCCGGUCCCCUCGCAUAUGGUGGAGGCCCAGCCCGCCCGUACGUUCUAGGAAGGCCGUACAACUACUCAAGACAUGAGAUUGUUCCGCAGCUUGAGGUCAACAGCCAACAUCACAAGAUGGCUAUCGAACAUUUUCUCUUCAACGUCAAGGAAGUCGUGCUCCCUGCGCUUUCACCUUACAGAGAUGAAGACAAGUCAAUCAAUGACACUUUCAUGUGGUUCGAAAACGGCAAAAACUUGAACAUUCCCGCGAUACCGCCGACAUCCUUCGCUUUCAGUGGUAACAGUGGCUCGGGAAAGACUAGCACACUCAACAAUGUCCUCGGCAUGUCUGGUCUUGCUAAUGCUGACGCUGCGAUGGAGAGUGUCACCCAGAACCCACAACUCUUCAAUCAUGGCAAUCGCCAGCAGACCAUGUUCGUGGUUGAGGUUUUGUUUCUCAAUGCGCGAGCUAUUGAGAGCUUGAUCAAGAGAUGUGUGACUGAUCUGGUCAUCUAUGUCAGAUCUAUGUCGGAUGAUGAAGCUGAAGAAGAGAACGACUACAUUCGCGAUUCGGCCGAGUCGAGCAGACAAGUAUUCGACGAUCUCUUUUCCCAUCAGGACGGAUUGAAAAGCUUAGAUGAUGUCGAAGACUUUCUGGAGACCAAAACCCUUCUUUCUCACGAGAACGAACCAAUCUCGGAGUCAGCUGUUGAUCGUCUAUAUCAGCAGAUCAAGGACCGCGCUUCUUCUGAAGGCAUCAACCUAGACUCCCGCGCACUCAAGCUUACUGCCGGUAACGUCGGAGAACUUCGCGCAAAGACUGCCACAUUUUCCGAGCGCGGUGCCUUUGCACCUCUUAUCAGCAGUAUUCGUACCAAGUUCCACUCGCCCUUGCUCGCGAUGGGUAUCGAGCUUGCUGACUUGCCUGGAUACACGGACACGAACAUCCAUCUGCGCAAGACAUCAAUGGCAUAUUCAGUCAACUGCCCAAAGGCUAUCUUCGUGGCUGAUCUUUCAAGAUGUCUGACCACUCCCGAGUUGAAGAGAAGCUUGAAGGAAACCAUCAAGCUUAAGGGCGCAGAAAAUGUUUGCUUGGUUCUCCGCGGAAAAGAGGUUGUUGAGAAAACCAAGAGCAGCAAGUGGAACAAGGUUGAGUCUACUCAUCUCGAGACUUUGGAAAGAUCUUUGGAGAACGCAAACUUUCAGCUGAACGGCAAUGACGAUCAGAGCAUCACAGCCCAAGUCACAGCUGAUAUCCAGACUAUCGAACGCCAGAUUCUCGAGCAUAAGAUCGCCGUCCGCGAUCGUAUUAUCACCGAUCACUUCUCGCAGAAGGAGUACCAGAACAAGCACAAUGCUGGUAAGAUACGGGUCAUCACAGUUGCCAACAAGUGCCAUGAGUACUACAUGGCUGGCUCCCAAUCUCACAAGGCCGUGCUUUCGUUUGACAAGACUGGUAUCCAGGAGUUGCGGGCCUAUAUGUGUGAGACGCCCAGCAGGGACCGCGUUCGAGCUUUUGCGCGUCACUCUGCAAACUGCAUUACCAAGAUACGCCGCGUUGCUAUCUGGGCUGACGGACCCAAGAUGCCUCCUCGCGACGCUGCCAUGGCGCUCUUCGAGCAGCAUGCACGUUGGGGCGUUGAAGGCGAUAGGGUCUUGUUGGUCAAAUCCUCCACGCAGUACAAGAAGCUCUUGAACACGCGCUUCUCCAGUACAUGGGCGGACGCCGCUCAGAAAACAAUGGAUGCCUGGACCGCUAAGUAUGCUGCUCGUACCCAAGGUGUCUUCAUUCGUCAAGGUGGUAGACACAGUCCUGUUCUUAGGGGCAUGAAGACCAAGAAGCCACAGCUUGUCUCUUGGGUUGAAGACCUUCUGCUCGUUGUUGAAGACGAUAUCUUCAAUCUUCUCAAAUCAACUUGGGAUGUUAUUAACGAGGUCGACGGUAGCAUCUGCGAGAACAUCUCUAACGUUGUGGAAAAGAUUCGUCAUGGUCUUGAGAUCCAGGACGAGAUCGGAGGCGCCAACCUGGAAGGUGUCUUCGAGCUUUUUGAAGAAGAGAGAAAGUUUUGCAUCCGUGAUAUUAGAGAUGGCAUCAUUGAGCUUAAGACGAACCUGAGGCGAGUUCCAUGUAUCCUCGUCACGCUGAGCUACUCAAAUACUGACAUGAACAGAUCAACCGCCAUGAAGUCUAUCGCCGACGAGCCGUGUGACGAAGACUCGCCAGUUUUUGUCAGGGAGAUGUUCAAGAUCUUCACAACGACUUUCACAAAGUUUCCACCCAAGACCAAGAACGUUACAAAGGAGCGCAUGAAGUGUAUCAGAGAGCAGGUCCUCAGCGGUAAGGGACCUUACAACAUGAUGACCAACGAGAUCUCUGCUCAGAUGGUUCCGGUCAUCAAUUCAUGGGCUGACAAGGCCACUACGCGUAUCGAAACGAUGCACGCAGACCUUCGCGAUGUUCUCUUCAAGUCAUUUGAGGGAAAGAAGAUGUCAGACCCCAGACGCGAGCAGAUUGGUCCUUCCAUCGAGGCCGCAAUGACGAAGGCUAGAGCUAUUCUUCAAGCCGAUCUCGAUGGCUAUCCGGCCGACAUCAUCUAA
Aureobasidium uvarum is the source of this 2802-nucleotide messenger RNA. The record is from the annotation of a GenBank genome assembly. NCBI's taxonomy places the organism in Eukaryota, Fungi, Ascomycota, Dothideomycetes, Dothideales, Saccotheciaceae.